AUGACACAGUCCUUAAUCCUGAAGUUGAUGGUGACAGCCAAGGUGGAUUGGGAUCGUCGUCGUACGGAUCAUAUGCAACAACAUAGCGGUCAACAUCUUCUUUCUGCUGUGCUCGAACAAGAACCCUUUGGCGUUGAAAUAGGAUCAUGGUACAUGGGUGCUACUCGUUCUUUUACUGAAUCGGAGACGCGUCAAACCGAAAAAGUGACCGAUUAUGCCGAGUCCAUGUUUCAGAUAUCCAAACAACUCACUGCAUUGCUAUCGGGUACACCAGAGACUUUUGUGGAGAAUGUUGCUCGUCUACAGCACCAACAUGAAAGCUGCCAAGCGAUGGAGGGUGAUUUGGCAGGUCACGUGGCAACGGAUUUGGGCUAUGAAUUAGCGUCUCGUGAUACAGUGGAGCCACAUUGCGAAUGCGUUGAAGGAUAA
Messenger RNA from Lichtheimia ornata, 429 nucleotides. RefSeq lists its product as uncharacterized. Bases 1 to 429 code for a protein of 142 amino acids. Lineage: Eukaryota; Fungi; Mucoromycota; Mucoromycetes; Mucorales; Lichtheimiaceae. The transcript has 6 exons. Gene Ontology annotation, molecular function: nucleotide binding; Ser-tRNA(Ala) deacylase activity. The record is from RefSeq and is a predicted model, not a curated record. Gene Ontology annotation, biological process: regulation of translational fidelity.